AUGUCUUCUUCAUACUGGUACUGCUGUUACUGCCAUGGAGGUCCAUACAAUACACAGAUCUUCUCACAUUGCGACGGGUGCGGACACAAGAAGUGCAACUAUUGUUCGGUCGAGCGUGACCCCGAGCUACGUGCUGCCAGCGAAUUUCCAGACAUCGAUCCGGAGGAUCCCUAUGAAGCAAAAGUCCUCGGCGAGAAAACACGGCAAGAUUAUAGACUCGCUCGCAAUAUACCCACACCCUUCGCCGACCCGAACACUACACUCCCGCCUUACCGUCCAUCUAUACAGGCAGCAUGGGACUCUUUUAAUGUCAUUGCGGGUGUGGGAGCGGCGUUCGAAGCGGGAAGCUAUCCUGGGACAUUCAGUUCCUCGUAUUGCUCACAAAGGAACCGCCAUCCCAUGAGCGAGGGCGCCGUGGAUUCCUUCCAAGGGAGCAAACAGAGUAGCUGCUCAACCUCUCGAGUGGCUUCACCUGUUGUCUUCACCGCUGCAACGGUCGCACUCUACCACGCGCAUAAGGAGGACCAAUAUCAGGACCGAGUCUUGCUUGGUGGGAUCACGUUGGGUACUAUCAUUGGGAUGGGCAUUGGCAGGGACUUAUACGACACGAUCAUGAAGAUCAUGCCGUGGACAAUUCUGCUCUCUCUUCUAUGCAGCAUCUGUUUGCACAAGCUGCUAAAUAAGAAGCAUAGGGGACGAUGGCGCUCGCUCGGUUCCGGCUCCGACAACUCUGAGGGCAGCCAAUGCAAGAAUUCCGGGAGGAGAGUCUGA
This is a messenger RNA of Trematosphaeria pertusa, 771 nucleotides long. RefSeq lists its product as uncharacterized. The coding region runs from base 1 to 771 and encodes 256 amino acids. The record is from RefSeq and is a predicted model, not a curated record. The transcript is spliced from 2 exons. NCBI's taxonomy places the organism in Eukaryota, Fungi, Ascomycota, Dothideomycetes, Pleosporales, Trematosphaeriaceae.